Molecule: messenger RNA, 1902 nt
Organism: Rangifer tarandus platyrhynchus (Svalbard reindeer)
Lineage: Eukaryota; Metazoa; Chordata; Mammalia; Artiodactyla; Cervidae
Source: the annotation of a GenBank genome assembly
AUGGCGGAGCUGUGCCCGCUGGCCGAGGAGCUGUCGUGCUCCAUCUGCCUGGAGCCCUUCAAGGGCCCGGUCACCACGCCGUGCGGCCACAACUUCUGCGGCGCGUGCCUGGACGAGACGUGGGCCGUCCAGGGCGCGCCGUACCUGUGCCCGCACUGCCGCACCGGUUUCCCCGCGCGGCCGCAGCUGCGCAAGAACACGGUGCUGUGCGCGGUGGUGGAGCAGUUCCUGCAGGCGGAGCAGGCCCGGCCCGCGCUCGCCGACGACGGCUGGACGCCACCCACGCGCGCCGCCGCCCCCAGCGCGGCCGGCCAGGUGGCCUGCGACCACUGCCUGCAGGCCACCGCCGUCAAGACGUGCCUGGUGUGCAUGGCCUCCUUCUGCCAGGAGCACCUGCGGCCGCACCUGGACAGCCCCGCCUUCCAGGACCACCCGCUGCAGCCGCCCGUCCGCGACCUGAUGCGCCGCAAGUGCGCCCGGCACAACCGCAUGCGGGACUACUUCUGCCCCGAGCACAGCGAGUGUAUCUGCCACGUCUGCGUGGUGGACCACAAGACCUGCUCUCCUGCGCCCCUCAACGAGGCCAGCACCGACCUGGAGAACAAGUUGAGGCAAAAACUGACUGUCAUGUACGGCCAGAUCAAUGGGGCGUCAAGAGCGCUGGAGGACGUGAGAGCUAGGCAGCAGGAGGUGCAGGAGGCUGCACACAGGAAGGUGGACCAGCUGAGACAAGAAUACCUGGAAAUAAAGGCUCUCAUUGAUGCCUCAGAGGCCAGCUCCACAAGGAAGAUAAAGGAAGAGGAGAAGAGGGUCACCAGCAAGUUCGACAACAUUUACCAGAUCAUCCUCAAGAAGAAGAGUGAGAUCCAGACCCUGAAGGAGGAGGUUGAACUGGCCCUGACUAAGGGGGACGAGUUUGAGUUUCUGGAGAAAGCGACAAAACUGCAGGGAAUCACCACGAAGCCAGUCUUCGUCCCCAAGGUGGAGCUGAACCACGAGCUGAUUAAGGAGGUCUGUCAGGGCACCUCCGACCUGAAGAAUGAGCUGAAGCGGUGCCUCAGACAGCCCCAGGACAAGAAGCCCGAGGAGCUCACCGUCCCAGGGGACGCUGGAGGACACUGUGGACCACAUACCCCGAAGACCCACCGGCCUGUGAAGAAGCCCCUGAAAGAAGAGAAGAAGCCCAGGAAACCUGCCUCUGCCGCCCUCAACAAGCCUGUCACCUUUGGAUCCUCGGAACACUUAGUGAAUCUCAAACAAACUGUCCAGGAGGGUGCAGCCAAAGCCCCUCCUGUGCCGCCGACCUCAGCAUCUCUCACCACCAAGGUGCUGGAGAACUUCCUAACCAAGUCCAGGCCGGAGCUCCUGGAGUAUGUUGUUAAAGUUGUCCUGGACUACAACACCGCUCACAACAAGGUGGCCCUGUCCGAGAACUACACCGUUGCGUCCGUGGCUGACACGUCCCUGAACUACCGGCCACAUCCCCAGAGGUUCACAUACUGCUCGCAAGUGUUGGGGCUGCACUGCUACAAGAAAGGGAUCCACUACUGGGAGGUGGAGCUGCAGAAGAACAACUUCUGCGGGGUGGGUAUCUGCUACGGCAGCAUGGAGCGGCAGGGCCCCGAGAGCCGGCUUGGCCGCAACAGCGCGUCCUGGUGUGUGGAGUGGUUCAACACCAAGAUCUCCGCCUGGCACAACAACGUGGAGAAAACCCUGCCCUCCACCAAGGCCACGCGGGUGGGGGUGCUUCUCAACUGCGAUCACGGCUUUGUCCUCUUCUUCGCCGCGGCUGACAAGGUCCACUUGUUGUAUAAGUACAAGGUGGACUUCACCGAGGCUGUGUACCCAGCCUUCUGGCUGUUCUCCACGGGAGCCACGCUCUCCAUCUGCUCCUCCAAGUAG